Messenger RNA from Meloidogyne enterolobii, 491 nucleotides. NCBI's taxonomy places the organism in Eukaryota, Metazoa, Nematoda, Chromadorea, Rhabditida, Meloidogynidae. The record is from the annotation of a GenBank genome assembly.
UUUUGUUUAUUUUUGUCUACUUUUUAAUUAUUUUUUUUCUAAAUGAGUCUCUUUAUUUUUUUAAAAUUUAUUUAUUUCUCAAUAUUUUCCUCCCGUUCUUCAAUUUAUCUUCAAUAAAUUUCGUAACUUUUUUUACUCAUUCUAAAUUUGUUUCUUGCCCAUUUUGUUUCCUAUUUUUCCCACAUGUAGUAUGUAUAUCAAGACUGGGACUUGGCAUAUUUUUAAAAGCGGCAGACGGAACUUGAAAAAUGCGGAACAAAAUAAAAGGCAAAGGGUCAGAAGCCGCAAUUCUGUGGAAGACAGAAGGCGGAAGAAAGCCCAUCCCUUAUACGUAAUUUAUUCCUAUCUUUAAUGUUCAUUUACUAGAGGAUUUGGAUAAAUCGGGAUAUGACCGAGAUUAUUGAAGGAUAAGACAUGGAUUUUAGAGCUGUGGUAACAGAGAUUUUUGUUUUUAGAAAGGAUAGGAUUAAGAUUCCUAGGUAUUGAAUAGA